AUGGACAUGCAUGUUAUGGGGCUAAGUCUCCGCCCCGUGUUCUGGGUGUCUUUGAAGUUUAGUUUUUUGUCUUUAUCUGUUGGUAAUGCAUGCCCUGCGUAUUUCGAUGUCGCUGAGAUUCGUUACUUCUUAUCACCCGAGACGGAUCUGGAUGCCCGGGAAUUGGUCCAAGUGUUGCUCAGAAAUGCAACCCUUCGGGGCUCCUCCGUCCGUGCGAGAUGGCACACACUGGCAUGUGUACUACGUGGGGAGUACAUGGAUGACGGUUUUGGUUCAGCACGCGGAGUAGCUUCCACUCAGCAGAAACCAAGUGUCUUGGAAACAUCAAACCGCAAGCAAGCUAACCCCCUGGUAAAGUAUCAUAAUCACAUGAAGUUCGCUCAGCCUAGUUUGUGCAUGGCGGCCGUGAAGAUUUACAUUGAAGCAGAUAGUCCGUAG
Molecule: messenger RNA, 438 nt
Organism: Coccidioides immitis RS
Lineage: Eukaryota; Fungi; Ascomycota; Eurotiomycetes; Onygenales; Onygenaceae
Exons: 1
Coding region: 1-438 (145 amino acids)
Source: RefSeq, a predicted model, not a curated record